This is a messenger RNA of Plectropomus leopardus (leopard coralgrouper), 5730 nucleotides long. Lineage: Eukaryota; Metazoa; Chordata; Actinopteri; Perciformes; Serranidae. The record is from RefSeq and is a predicted model, not a curated record.
GAGGACACCGCCGUCUGAGUGCACCCUUCACCGAGAGGAGACGGUGCACACCGGGAGGAGAGACGCAUGAGGGUUUCGGCUCAGGGGCUGGACUGACAACUCGGGGUUUGUCCUCCUGUCGGUGUCGGUGAGGAGAGAAGAGGAGAGGAGACAGGAGGAUCUUCAGCGCUGGAGCGACCAGCUGCCUUUCUUCUGUCGGGGCUGCGGUAAAAGUCGUUCACGAUGCCGGUGUUUCACACCAAGACCAUCGAGAGUAUCCUGGAGCCGGUGGCCCAGCAGAUCUCCCACCUGGUCAUCAUGCACGAGGAGGGGGAGGUGGACGGUAAAGCCAUCCCAGAUCUGACGGUGCCGGUGGCCGCGGUGCAGGCGGCAGUCAGCAACCUUGUGCGGGUGGGGAAGGAGACUGUUCAAACCACUGAGGACCAGGUGAUGAAGAGAGACAUGCCUCCUGCGUUCAUUAAGGUGGAGAACUCGAGCUCGAAGCUCGUCCAGGCGGCCCAGAUGCUAAAGGCAGAUCCAUACUCUGUUCCUGCACGAGAUUACCUGAUCGAUGGAUCCAGAGGGAUUCUGUCUGGAACGUCCGACCUGCUCCUUACAUUUGAUGAGGCAGAGGUGCGUAAAAUCAUUCGAGUGUGUAAAGGUAUCCUAGAGUAUCUGACAGUCGCUGAAGUGGUGGAAACCAUGGAGGACCUCAUCACAUACACCAAGAACCUGGGACCAGGGAUGACCAAAAUGUCAAAGAUGAUUGAGGAGAGGCAGCAGGAGCUGACGCAUCAAGAGCACAGACAGAUGCUGAUCAACUCCAUGAACACUGUCAAAGAGCUGUUGCCUGUUCUUAUAUCAGCCAUAAAGAUUUUUGUCGCAACCAAGAGCAGUCGAGGUGCCGGCCUGGAGGAGGCAGAGAGGAACAGAAGGUUCACCUUUGAAAAGAUGAGCACUGAAAUCAACGAGAUCAUAAGAGUCUUACAGCUCACCACGUGGGAUGAAGAUGCCUGGGCCAAUAAGAAGGACAUGGAGGCUUUGAAGAGAUCUCUGGCUUUGAUUGAGUCAAAGAUGGCACAAGCUAAAAGCUGGCUCAAAGACCCCCAUGGACAACCAGGAGACCCCGGGGAGGUUGCCCUGCGUGUGAUACUGGACGAAGCCGGUAAGGUGGGAGAGCUGUGUGCUGGGAAGGAGAGAAAAGAUAUACUGGCAACCGCUAAGGCUCUGGGACAAAUGACAGACCAGAUUGCAGAUCUACGAGCCAGAGGCCAGGGCCCGACCCCGGGGUGUGUGCAGCGUGCAGGCCAGUGCUCACAGGGCUUAGACUUGUUAUUUGGCAAAGUGGACGGUGCUGCCCGCAGAUUGGAGGCUCUAAUCAAUGCCAAGCAGGCCAUUGCCAGGAGGCUGGAUGCUGCGCAGGCCUGGCUGGCCGAUCCUAACGGCGGUCCUGAGGGGGAGGAGAACAUCAGAGCGCUUCUAGCAGAGGCCAAACGCAUCGCUGAUCUAUGUGAAGACCCCAAAGAGAGGGACGACAUCCUGCGCUCCAUCAGUGAGAUCGCAGGCCUCACCGCCAGACUGGUUGAGCUACGCAGACAGCUCAAACUGCAACCUCAUGCCACCAAUAGGUGGCAUAUUUUACCCGCCUGGAAAAUUUGUUGUUGCCUGUCAACCCUGGGGAUCAGUCCUACAAUAAGGGGUAAAGGCGACAGCCCAGAGGCCCGUGCAUUGGCAAAGCAGAUCGGGGCAGCGCUGCUUACCCUGCAGUCCAAAACCAAUCGGGCCGUGGCCAACAUGAGACCGGCCAAACCUGCCGUCACCUUGGAGGGCAAGAUGGAGCAGGCCCUCCGCUGGGUGAACAACCCCGGAGUGGAUGACAGAGGAGUUGGUCAGGCAGCGAUCAGAGGAAUGGUCGGAGAGGGGAAGAGGCUGGCAGGAGGCCUGUUAGGCCCAUAUCGGCAGGAUAUGAUUGGGCGCUGCGAUCGAACGGAGGCUCUAAUGAAUUCUUUGGCAGACAUGGCCGGCAGGGGCGAGGCUGAGGCUCCUCAUGCUCGAGCUACGGCCGCGCAACUGCAGGAUAGCCUUAAGGACCUGAGGCAGCACAUGCAGGAGGUGAUGACCCAGGAAGUAUCUGACGUUUUCAGUGACACCACCACCCCGAUCAAACUGCUGGCUGUGGCUGCAACUGCUCCUCCUGAUGCCCCCAACAGAGAGGAGGUUUUUGAAGAGCGUGCAGGAAACUUUGAGGCCCACGCAGGUCGGCUGGGGGCGACCGCAGAGAAGGCUGCUGCUGUGGGAACAGCCAAUAAGAGCACAGUAGAGGGGAUACAUGCUGCUGUGAAACAUGCCAGGGAGCUCACACCACAGGUUACCUGUGCUGCUCGAAUCUUGUUGAAGAAUCCUGGAAAUAAAGCGGCAUAUGAACACUUUGACACCAUGAAGAACCAGUGGAUUGACAACGUGGAGAGACUCACUGGUCUGGUGGACGAGGCCAUUGACACCAAGUCUCUGUUGGAUGCUUCUGAGGAGGCUAUAAAGAAAGACAUUGACAAGUGCCGAGUUGCCAUGGCGAAUGUUCAGCCCCAAAUGCUUGUUGCUGGGGCAACGAGCAUAGCAAGACGAGCUAAUCGGGUCCUGUUGGUGGCGAAGAGGGAAGUUGAGAACUCUGAAGACCCGCGGUUCAGAGACACGGUGAAACAUGCGUCAGACAUCCUCUCCCACACCAUCUCACCCAUGGUGAUGGAUGCUAAGGCAGUGGCUGGGAAUAUACAAGAUAAAGGUCUACAAAAGGCCUAUUUGGACUCGUGUCUGAGGAUCCUGGCUGCAGUCGGAAAAGUGAGAGAAGCCUUCCAACCUCAGGAACCUGACUUCCCUCCUCCACCGCCGGACCUGGACCAGCUUCAUGUUAGUGAUGAGCAGGCGCCACCAAAGCCCCCCUUGCCAGAGGGCGAGGUGCCACCGCCUCGGCCCCCGCCUCCUGAGGAGAAGGAUGAGGAGUUCCCGGAGCAGAAGGCUGGAGAGGUGCUCAGCGAGCCCAUGAUGGUGGCGGCCAGGCAGCUCCACGAUGAGGCACGCAAGUGGUCAAGCAAGCCUGAGGAUGAGGAGGCAGUAGAGGAGAGAGAGGUAGAUGAUGAAGAUGAGUUUACUGAUGGUGAGGAUGACUAUGAGCCAGAGCUGCUGAUGAUGCCCUCCAACCAGCCUGUCAAUCAACCCAUUCUGGCAGCGGCCCAGUCUCUCCACCAGGAGGCGCGCAAGUGGUCCAGCAAGGGUAACGACAUCAUAGCAGCAGCCAAGCGGAUGGCUCUGCUGAUGGCAGAAAUGUCUCGGCUGGUGCGUGGUGGGAGCGGGAACAAACGAGCGCUGAUUCAGUGUGCUAAGGACAUUGCAAAGGCCUCAGAUGAGGUGACGAGACUGGCUAAAGAAGUGGCCAAGCAGUGCACUGACAGGCGCAUCAGAACUAACUUGCUGCAGGUGUGUGAACGAAUCCCUACUAUCAGUACCCAGCUGAAAAUCCUCUCCACUGUCAAAGCCACCAUGCUGGGACGAACAAACAUCAGUGAAGAGGAGUCGGAGCAGGCCACAGAGAUGUUGGUCCAUAACGCUCAGAAUCUGAUGCAGUCAGUGAAGGAGACCGUCAGAGAAGCAGAAGCAGCUUCCAUCAAGAUCCGCACAGAUGCAGGAUGCACCCUUCGCUGGGUGCGCAAAACCCCCUGGUACCAAUAAACAAGCCUGGCCACUGAAACUAGUAACAAUCUGCACACACCUCCAGUAAAAGUAGCAAUGUGCAUACUCAUCAUGAGUAAACAUAUGCACUUCUCCACAGAGGAAACUGACGGUGAUGUGGUGUGUAUCAGGAACCGUUAGAUUUGGUACGAAGCAGGUUUCAUUUAUCGGAGUGAGUUCAGCUUUGCUCUCCAGCUCUCCUUAUCUGUAACUGUGGAAUCACGUAGGCUAACAGGAGACAGUUUUUAAUAUAUAUUUUUGGUAUGUUGUGUUACAAGAGUUUAUUCAAAUCCCAGGUAUAUAUUUUUUGCAUGAAAAUUUUUUCUAUUUUCUAAAGGCAAAUUAUGACAUUAAGAUCUCCUAGAGGACAUUUACUUUUAAUUCAUUUUUUUCAGUGAGAGUUUCUUAUUGUCUAUUGUAUAUACAGUAAUUAUUUGUUUUAUGGACAACACUCAGCUAUGAGCUUUAUACACUGAGUUUGACACUAAAGUGUGGAGUCUUGCGUGGGCCGAUGAGCCCUCCUCUCUUCAUGUUUACUUUUAGUGAUAACACUGUUCUUAACUGAAGAUCCAUGAAUUUAAAGGUGAUACAUCAUUGUCGCUGUCUGGUGAUGUUUUAGGAACGAGAAGGUCUUCUGAAUUAAAAGUGUUAUGACUUACAGGCAAAUGAUAUGGUUUCAAAAGUGAUUGUAUGAUUUAAAAAUGUACGCUUGUCAAUAAAUAACGAAUAAUGUCGAUUGCAGUAAGGUUGAUACUUAAUAGAAAAGAUGUUUUCACGUGAGAGUUGCAGUAUGAGUGAAAGUGGAGGCGAGUUGAGAUGUUUUUAAUGUGUUUUAAGUUCUUUGUUUAAACAGUGAACAAUGCCAAAUGAUUUGUUUUAUGGUACUGUAAGUUUCAGCUUAACACUUAAAGGGACAGUUCACCCUAAAAUCAAAAAUAAAUAUUUUUCCUGUUAACUGUAGUGCGAUUUAUCAGUCUGGAUUGUUUUGUGUGAGUUGCCGAGUGUUGGAUAUAUCGGCCAUAGAGAUGUCUGGCUCCUCUUCAAACGGUUACUUGAUAUAAUUAGUAGGAUGAUUAAUUGGAAGGAAGGAAGACAAUGUCCACAACCAAUAUUUUCAACACCAAAACAGUAAAGACUGAUAAAUAAGAACUGCAGGUAGAACGAAAAAUAUGUACUUUGUGUUUUGGGGAGAAAUGUCCCUUUAAAAUCCAGGUUUUACAAGCGAAACAGUUUUUUUUCUUUGGAGAUGCUGAAGUACUUUUUGAGGUCUGUUAAUUAUUUUUUUUAGCAAGAAAAAUAAAAAAAAGGAAUGUUUUCUCUUUUUUAACAAAUUGUAGUGCUUUGUUUUUGCACUAUUUCUGUAACAGUUGAACUGUUUGGAUAUUUUAUUCCAAAUUCAUCAAAACCUUUUACAUCAGACAGCCAUUCAACCUAAUGCUUAUAGACUUCUCUCCAUGUGUGAGCUCAGUUGUUCCACUCCAGAGGUCUGAAGCAUCAUCCAAAUAUAAGAUGACCCCGGUGGUUCGAGAACAAAAACGACCUCUUUUAUUUAAUACCAGGCAUUGAUGUUAGGUUUUUUAGGUGUUUUUGUGUGCAAUAAUUACACAGCAGUUAGAAGAUUCGUGACUGGAAACUACAUAAAAAAUACAAUCUGAUGAUAAAUACAUAUUUUCAUUCCCUAAACAGAAUUUCAAUCAGUUUUAUUACACAUUUUUACAAUGGCUGGGCAAAUGUAACAUUUAAAUGGAGAAUCUGUAUGCGUGUGUAUGUGUGAAGCCUCUUCACCUUAUCAGUAUUGAUGAGCUGUCCCCAUGAUGGAGAAGGACAGAGCUCUAAAUGUUAACCGCAUUUACGUCUUUAUUUGAGCCUACUGAGCAUGUAGCAGUCACUGACCCCUCACUGAGAGCGACAGGGUGUGCUUCUGUGUGUACUUGAUGUGUUCAUUCACUCCCUGAAUGUAUUCUGAUAGCUUCUCGCCCUGCCAACACAUCUGCUGUGCCUUGGAAGAAUAAAAGACUAUAAUGAUGA